UUAAAACACGCGAGUAGUUAAAGCAGCAGCGACUGAACUAUCUUGUUUAUUCGUGUCUAGAUAAUCUGUCAUCACAAUAACGGUAAAGUUACAGCUUACAGCCUCUAAUCGUCAUUUGUCAAUGAAACCAAAGUAGAACACAAAGGAAGAUGAAGAUAUUCAACGUCAAGUGUAGAGAGACAUCUUUAGCGGCUGGAUGGAAGUAAACGGCAGCAUAACCCUCUCCCUCCAUGAUGAAAACAGUGAGUGUAACUACAUGCUCGCUUCUCUUAUAAACCUGCCUUGUCCGAAGAAACGUUUGUAACGAACGUCUCCGACAGCGGUUAACUACCGGUCCAGUCCGAUAGAUACUCGGGUCUUUACGUAAAUCCGAUGAGACGCGAAGUAUAAACUCGUCCCACCACUGCACCAUAACUGUACGGAAGCCCCACCAUUGGUUCCAACCGUCCAUCCGCCGGGCACGGAGGCGGGGGCGAGCGGUUGAAUGACGGCCGUAGUUGUGUUGACACUUAGGAGCCGAGACAGCCUCCGGGACCGACACGGGCCUACCUAUUUCACAUUUAAACCGUGUAGAGAUAGCAGAUGAAAGAGGAGGAGCGCCUGAUCGUUUCUUUUGCCACCGCGGGAUGCUGCGAACCGUGUGCGGACUGCGUAACGGGACGAAACGGUGUCGGGGUUGAGCGGACGUUUUCACAGGUUGAUGAGCCGCAUUUGGCACCGAGCAGGGAAAGAAGCCAACAUAAGUAAAUACAUGGUGUUAGUCUCUAUAGGCUGUUCCUGGAAAUACGGACUCGCAUUGAAAGGAGAAAUAGGCGGUGCCUGCUAAUUCCUGGAAAAAGACAGACCUCCGACCAGAAUGACAAAUUUAACGUCUGCAGGUUGGAGUUCAUUCGCUGAAGUUGACGCUCAGACCUGGUCAACAAGCAGCGCGUAAGGAUCCCACAGUAACCUCACCAACAGACCAGACAGCAUGGGGAUCAACGGCUUAGACAAUCAAGCGCAGCCGUCCAGCGGAGAGUGCCGGACGGAGCAGCCGGCUGCAGAUCCCCAGAUGGAGCCGAGAGAUGCUCCCCAAGAAGCAGACAGGGGCAAGGAUGAUCAGGCGGCGGGCAGCGAGUGCAGAAUCGUGCAGGAAGACAGCACCAUGCAGCUGAUCGAGGCCGGGUGCAAACCGCCCCUCUCCACGGCUUCUGAUUCCGAGGCGGGGGUCCAAGUGGAGAGGCACGGCCACGGAGCCGGAUUCGUGCCACCCGAAGGAGGUUACGGCUGGCUGGUGGUCCUUGCUGCAACCUGGUGCAACGGGUCGAUCUUCGGGAUUCAAAACUCUUUCGGCAUCCUGCAUACGAUGCUGGUGAAGGAUCACGCUGAUGUAAACGACAAGACGUCUCAGUUCAAAGUGGCUUGGGUCGGGGCCCUUGCCAUGGGCAUGAUCUUCUUUUGUUCACCUGUGGUCAGCAUGUUCACAGACCGCUUUGGCUGUAGGAAGACAGCUGUCAGCGGAGCACUGUUGGCUUUUAUAGGGUUGCUCAGUUCAUCCUUUGCAAACUCCCUCUCCCUUCGUUAUUUCACAUAUGGCAUACUAUUUGGCUGUGGCUCGUCCUUUGCCUUCCAGCCCUCAUUGGUCAUCCUCGGCCACUACUUCCGCCAGCGUCUUGGCCUGGCCAACGGCAUGGUGACAGCCGGUGCCAGCCUGUUCUCCAUGGGCCUCCCAGUUUUCCUCAACAAGGUGGUGGAACCUCUGGGCCUCAGCAGAACCUUCCAGAUCCUCAGCAUCUUCAUGCUGGUCCAGGCCGUGCUGGCGCUGACGUUCAAGCCUCUACUGCCUGCUGGAGGAGGCAUGGGACCACCGGGCAUGGGUCCGGGCCCUGCUGAGCCGCAAAUCCAGCCAGGGGCUACAGCUGAGGGAGGCAGCAUGUGGAGCAGGGUUCUGCCUGGGCUUAGGAAAUACUUCAACCUGCGUGUGUUUCACAUCGUGACAUACCGGGUGUGGGCGUUUGGAGUAGCCACAGCUGUAUUGGGCUACUUUGUGCCAUAUGUCCAUCUGAUUAACUUUGUGAAGGAGCAGUUCAAGGAGACCGAGAAGGACUGGGUGCUCCUGGUGUGCAUAGGAGCUUCAUCUGGGGUUGGACGCCUUGCUUUUGGCAAGAUUGGAGACCUCAUUCCAGGUGUUCAAAAGAUCUACAUGCAGGUGGUGUCCUUCAUUGCCCUGGGCCUGAUGUCCAUGAUGAUUCCUCAGUGCUUGGUGUUUGAGGGCUUGGUGGUUGUGUGUGUGUUCCUGGGGCUGUGUGAUGGGUGCUUCCUCACCAUUAUGGCUCCCAUAGCAUUCGAGCUGGUUGGGCCCAUGCAGGCCUCGCAGGCCAUAGGUUACCUUCUAGGCCUCAUGGCUCUUCCCAUGACAGCAGGUCCACCCAUUGCUGGUCUCCUACAUGAUUACUUUGGGAACUACACGGUGGCCUUUUCUUUGGCUGGGGUGCCUCCUAUGGUGGGGGGCGUGGUGCUGUUCUUUGUGCCCCUGAUACACUCCAGGCUCCAGCAAAGUCCGGGAGCAGCGUCACCAGAGGAGACGUCCACAACUACCCACAUGUUGCCCACUGCUCCACCAGCGGAGGAGGUCAAGAGCUGCUCCAAUGGAGACAUCCUGCCUGGCUAUACUGACGUAGAGACACACAUCUGAGUUGCACCGUACAAAGGGAUUCAGCCCACCAGCACCUUUUCUCAUCAAUAGAUUGCCCCUCUCCCAACCAGAGCUCUCAACCAUGAACUUCCUAUUGGCUGACCUUUAACCCCUCCUGGCCCACAUUGGCUGUUUGUUAUUUUCAUGUGGAGAGAAGUUGAAAAGGGCAUUCUGGCUACAGAGAGGACAAAAAGCAAAACUUCAGGGUAGGAUGGUGGAAACGUUUAAGGAGGAUAAGCACAACACAGUCUCAACUAGGAUUGUUUUAUCAGUGGUGACUCUGUAGUAACACAUGCCUCCAAGAGGAAAGAAAUUAAGAGAUUUUAGCUGACAGUGGUAGUUACUGACUUCACAAAAUUUAUGACUAUACAUAUAUGUAUUAGCAAUCAUAAAUAUUUAGCAGAGUCAGAUUUAUGACUAAAAUGGCUGUGCUUUGUUUUUAGAUUUCACAUAAACACACUGUUAAGAUAAAGAGGCAUAUAAAAUAGAAACUAGUGAAGGGAUAAAUUCACAAUUUCUUUAUGUAGUAAAGAAAUUGUGCAUUAUGCUUUUUUCAGCAUAAUGCAGGUUUGCUUUACUCUAUUCAACCAUUUUCUGCUGUGACAGCUAUAAGAGAAACAUACGUAUCUGUUGCAAAUGUCACAGGAAGUAAAAGAGAUCAGCCACCAGACACAAUCACCUCAACUCAACCGCACACUGUACCACACUGUACUCACAGCCAGGGCCUAAAACUAAAGAAAAAUUACUUCAACUACUCUGCUAGCCUGCCUGCAUGGGAGGGGUUGUGGCAGUUGUUGAUUCCACUGAUUCAUAUGCCAUGAACCCUAGUGUGUUCGAUUUUUUAUUUUUAUUUUUUCUUCACAAUUUUAAUACAGGUCAGUAAUUUUGCAGUGCUUGGCAGGGAAACUUAUGCAGUCAAAGUUAAAAGAGGUGAGCCAUGAGAGCUGUGCAUCUCCUGCCUCAGUCACCGAAACUAAACACUACAGUUGAUACAAGGUCUUCUCAUGAGUCAGCCUUAACUUUUAGCUUUUGUGUUUUCCAAGAAACAGUUUUUAUUAGCCUUUUAAAGCUUUAGCAGGGUGCUAGACAAAUCCACAUAAACUGUGUUUGUUAUGACUUUGAGAAACAAUUAACAAAUAGUUUGGUAGUGUGCACACUGUAUACUCGUUUAAGUGGAAAAAGUUGGAAUCAUGCAGUCCUAAUGGGAGAUUCAAGGCUGUUGGUAGCGUUGAUUUUCAUCAUAUUAACAAAAGGCAUUUUUGUAUCUUUUUUUUGGGAAAAAAAAAAAAAAGCUUUUCCUGUGUGAAUGUGUGUGUGAGUGUAUGUGUGUGUAUUUGUACGGCACCUCUGCAUCUGCAUUUUGAUAGUAGAGGCAGUUAUGAAAUAUGAAACUACUAUGUUACAAUCUGUUGAUAAGAGGAGACUACUAAGAUUAAAACUGCCAAAUGGCCCAAGCCAUCAUCAGGCCGUCUCACAGAUAAACCAAUCAAUUUGCUGCUUUAGUUUGGUCUCGUCAUGAGGCCCUCACUCACUGUGUUAGAAGUAACAAAAUGUCACAGCCUCACUGAGGUAUCCCCUCAAGAGGACAGUUUGCAGUUACUGUUAGGUUUCAUAAACACCUGGACCAUGUACCUCUGCACUCUUAGAUCACAAGUUCACCUGAACAAUGGACUUUAAUGAACAGAUGUGAAGUAGAGCUGCAAUAAUUUACUGUUGGAGGAUUUGGGGUUUGAGUUACACUCUGUGGUUAUAUUCAUAACUCAGUAGCAGGGGGGGGGGCUGGUAAAAGGAAAUGGCCUAGUGUUAAGCUGGUAUUCCUUUCUAUCAAUUCCCCCCAUUGCUUUCACUGCCAUUAUUCAAUCGGUUUCAACACUUCAGGCCCUAAAAACUGCACAAACCUCACUGCUGAGUGUAGUUUCUGGGGGGUUAUACUAUAGGACAAACAGUUCUGAAUAGGAAACAUACACCUAUACCUCAAUGGUCAAUCAAUCCUCAACAGUUUAGCUGAACACGCUGACAUUCUUCAUUGACUUAAUUUCGCUGUUCUGUGUAAUGGUUUGUUGUUACAGUCAAAAUCUCAAAAACCAGAAAGCUGCCAAACGCCUGUUUUCAAUCAACCUUGCUUCCUCCAAAACCUUAUAAGUACCACAAAACUGUGGAAAUGUCAAACUUCCAUUCCCUGUGAUCCAACACUUGGUGCGUAAUCAAUUUAGAGAUUUAUCCUUCCAUCUGUUUUUUGCCUUCAAAUCCAUUCACUCUGUUGUUUUUUGUUCCUCAUCAUUCCUGUCCUCUCUUACCUCUUCCUGCAAAACUGCUUGUUGUCAUUUACUAUAGAUCCUUGUUAUCACAGCCUGUUUUCAAUGUCUGUAAUUGAAUAAUGCAGUUAUUUAAAUGUCUAAGAUUCAUACCUAAAGUUAGAUGAGACACUUAACCUUAAGCAAUGGAGACACAUAGGUCGUUAAAGAGUGUAAAGCAUGUUUGAAAGCAAAAACAUGGGCCUCUAAUUUGACCGAGGCACUGUUAAACUGUCUUGGCAGCACAGUUGUUGAUGCUAUUUGUAGCUGCUUAAGACACAAAAAAAGAUGGGGGUAAAUAAAAUAAUGGGCUGCAUGAGCUGCCCAUGUACCAGCUAAAUAAGCUAACCAAUACCAUAAUUGUAAUCACAAUUCAACUUGAUAAUAUUAUCAAUUAGUCCAUUUUGAGUUCACUUUUGAGAUUCAUCAUCUUCAAAACAUACCAGAUCACAUUAGCCUGAAUGUAAAGCUUCUGCAGAGUAAUAUGAUUAAACACUGAACCCAAUUUAAUCUGCAAAUCUUGUCACUUUCAAAUAACUAGUUUACAGUAUUUAAUUUCCAUUUUGCGUUACUUAACUAAUCAGCAUAUUCUUGCCUAAUAAACAAUGGAUAGCUGUGAAAUUUGUUGUAAAUUUUAGUAAUUUUUGUUAUGGAGGUUGCAGGAGGGGCUUUCUUGACAUGCAGAACUGCAUAAAGCUUCAGUAGUCUAAUAGCCUGAUUUUUAGUUAUCUGGACUGCAUUCACCCUCAAUCUAAAGAUGACUUCUUUACAGAAAUAAGAUAAACAAGUAACGUGGUAACUAAAGUCCAUAUUCUGCUGGUUUGCACAGCACUAACUUAAACUUCUGUUACUGCCCCAGUGAAGGUGUAGUGUUGGGUGUUACUGACAAGUUGCACUAGUUUUUGGCUGCCAAACUAGAGGCCUAUGUCACUAAAGUUUCGGAAUCUAGCAAAUGAAUGACUGAAUAACAAGUCGACAGAGGACUUUCCCUCUGGCAGCCAUUCUGGAGAACCUCAGCCUUUUAGUUAACAACAGCUGCAAAAGGCUGAUUGUGUUUCUAUGCACGAAAUGUAUUGGUCUCAAAAAGAUUUACUAGAAUUGUUUAAUUUUUGUGCUUUUUUUCUAACUGUGAACUGAUAUUUUGUUUCCAUAUGUUUGUGUUGAAUAUGUCGUCACCUUGUUAGCUAGCAGCAUACCGUCACUGUCAUUUUCUAAAACGCAUUAUUCCUUAAGAAGAGAUAAGGACUGAAAGCAAGACAUUUGAGUCACAGCAGUAUUGUCAAUUUAGAAACAAAACAAAUCUGCCUUACAGUUACUGAACAGAUACACUAGAACCAGAACUUGCUGCCAGAUUUGAGACACAGCUGCAAAGCCUAUGCAGUGAAUUUUUCAGAUCUUAAUGUGACUUCUUACAGUCAUUAUUGGUCCUGGAUCUUUCUAAACAGUCUCCUUUAUUAAAUUCACCAGAGUCUAAUCCAGAUUCUGGUUAGAACCAGAUGAGUGCUAGUUUUUAUUAGCCUACUGUAGAUAAACUGACAUGUAUCAACAUAUGUACUUUAUAUACUUUGUAAUGGUUUUUGAUUAACCAUGAACUGUUUUAUUGUUUUUAGUAACUGAUUUUUAGUAGUUUAUGUUUUAAAGAUACAAUUCAAUGACUACUGGAAAAAGAAGAACUGCUCAGUUAGUUCAGAUUUAAAAUAAUACAUAAAGGUGAAGGAGCUGAAUGCAUAAAGAAUGAUACAAUACAUCUGAAUGGUUUUAUGGUGUCUGCUGAACCAGUGUUUGACUUGCCAAAGUCUUGUCAUCUAUGCAGCAUUCUGGGGCUCACAGUCCACUUCCUGCGACCGCUUCACUUUCCGAAGUCUGAACAUGUCAAACUCCAAAUGAUGAAUGUUUAAUUGGACUUUUUGCAGUUUGCAUUUUUCUCCUGUAGUGCUCAGAGUUGUAGCCUGCAGUAGUUUCAGGAAUAGCUAAACCUACACUAGAGCCCCUUGUAUGUUACAUAAACUACAUACUACUAACAGUACUACUUGUUUUACAUAUUGUUUUUAAGACUUUAUUUUUAUAAUUAGAAUGUGUUUGAGCUGUUUUUGGACUUUUUUUUGUUUUCCUGAAAGUCAAAACGGUCAAAACUUCACAGAACUUGUUCAACUAGUGAGGUGAUAAAAUUUCAGUAGCGAACAGGUUUGAGAGUUGCGGCAUUUCACUAGUAGCGUGCACAUGAUCACUUACACACGCUCAGUAACAUUCCGCACAUCUAGUGUGACUAGUGAACUGUUUGGCUUUCACUAGUUUCACUAAAGUCAAAAGAGGCUUUAACUAGUUCACUCUUGAGCAUUUUUGCCAUCACCAGUUAACUAGUAGGCUUUUUGGCUGUCACACUAAAUUAUAGGUCAGUAGUAAGCUGGUGAGGUGAACAGGCGCUACUAGUUAAAAUGUCAGAGCUUUUGCAGCUUACUAGUUAACUAGUCAGACUUUUUCGGAUUUUGGUGCUACUAGUUCGGUGCCUGGCAUCACUAGUGAGGCUUCUGUUGGAACCUGUUAGACAAAAUUGCCGCUAGUUGCUGAAAAAGAGUGACUAGUAAGAGUUUUUGUUCAACCAAAUGUCCAACUAGUGCUGACAAUGACCAAUCUAGUGAAGAAAACUGACAUCUGAUAUCAAGGAAAUGGAAUAAAUGCUCAAGUGGCUUUGCUCGGGUUUCUUCAUGUAACGGUGCUUGCCUGUGGCAUACAGUAUGCAGGUCAGAGCAACAGAGAGGCACAGUCGCCACAUUCAGCCACACAUAAAUAAGGACAGGCUUAUAGUAAACCCUGUCUUACAGAAAGAUGAUAGGCUAGAAGGCAUGAUUCAGUUUCCUUGUUAUUACAUUCUUCCAAAACAAGUGCAAAACAGGUCACAUGAACUAAAAUCAGCUGCAUGUAUUAACAGUCUCUAAUAUAACAAUCUCAUAUUUACUUUUUUUUUUUUAAAUCAAGUUUGUAAUAUUUUAUUCCAGUACAGCUUCAUUUCACUUAGCAUUCUCUUCCAACUGAACCUGGCUACGCAGUCUCAACUCAUUAGAUUUUCCUCUGCUCUCCAAUGUGCCAUUUCACCUUUCCUCUGACCUCUAUCUUUGCUUACUGUUUAAUUGCUGUGCUUUUCCUCAGCCUGUAACCACACAAACAAACAAUAUGUGAAGAAGGAUAGCUGAAGGUCUAUAUGUUAUAAAGCUGAGACAUGACGCAAAAAGUCAACACCUCAAAGACUGGCGUGGAUCACUUCCUGCCAGAAUAUGUUUUCAAUGCUAUUGCCAGUACCAGUCAUCAUUUUCAGUUUUUGUGAAGUAACUUUUUUAUUGCUUUUGGUCUCACUUUGAAUAAUGUAUAGACCUUUAUAUGCUCCAUAUGUUCCAUAAACCUUGUAUUACUGCAUAUUUUUCAUGAUCUUGACUGUAAGCAUCAUGUUUUCACGGCCAUAAAUAUUCUAACUUUUGUAGGUGAUAUGUUCUCAUUCAUGUGUGUAUGGUCCCAGGGCAAUUCUCAGCCCAGGCCUUCCCACAGCCUUACAUAUUGAAAUAUGAGUAAUAUUUCAGUGCAGGGCUCCACUAAACUUUCCUUCUCUAACCUCCAGUAAGGUUGCUGCAGUUAAACCUCUAUUGCCUCUCUUCACUUCUUAAAGCUAUGAGCUUCUGUCCUCCCUCCACAAGCUAUACCUUUUUAUAUAAAUGCAUAUUUCUGUUUUAGUCAUUUUACGAAACGUUCUAACAAGGCCAGUGACGUUGCAAGAUCUGAAAUUAAGUCAUGCUGCUAGAAAGAUUUAUGUACUUUUUGUGUUUUUGUCAAAGUAAUUUUGAAUCUGUAUCAAAAGAGGCACACUUUUUUCUAUUAAACCAACAAUAAAGAUGUAAUAUGAAAACAA
Messenger RNA from Toxotes jaculatrix (banded archerfish), 8866 nucleotides. It is a transcript of the gene slc16a2, whose product is annotated as solute carrier family 16 member 2. Lineage: Eukaryota; Metazoa; Chordata; Actinopteri; Toxotidae. Gene Ontology annotation, molecular function: thyroid hormone transmembrane transporter activity; monocarboxylic acid transmembrane transporter activity. The transcript has 8 exons. The record is from RefSeq and is a predicted model, not a curated record. Gene Ontology annotation, biological process: transmembrane transport. Bases 971 to 2674 code for a protein of 567 amino acids.